Molecule: messenger RNA, 810 nt
Organism: Rubroshorea leprosula
Lineage: Eukaryota; Viridiplantae; Streptophyta; Magnoliopsida; Malvales; Dipterocarpaceae
Source: the annotation of a GenBank genome assembly
UCAGCAUUACGACAAUGGCUGAAAAAGAAUCUGAGUACGACAGUACUUCGGACUCGAACCUAGUCUCCGAUCAGUCGACGCACCCUAGCACCGCCGCCGCCGCCGCCGCCGCUGCCGCCGCUGGUGGUUUUGAAAUCACCUGCUUUAGCGAGCUCUUCGAUGACGUUACCUUCUACUUCCAAAUUAUUCGUUUCCCUAAACAGAUAUAUGCAUGGAUCGGUUGCAACUCUACGAAAUUCGGUGACUUGUACGCAGCUGCAUCGACACGACCUAUAAGAUUAUAACCUUCAAAUUUGGGGAUUAAUAAUUGAUAAUGAAUAGUGGUUAAGCAGUCAAUGUUUUGAUGGAGGAAACAGAACAAUAUGGUCGGUGUGACUUCCAUUCUUGGAGGUUCUUCAGAUAACACUGGGUCUGGAAUCGCUAGGCGAUUAGUGUUAAAAACUGGUCUUAACAUAAUUAUUGCUUGCAAUAUCCCAAAGAAUAGCCCCAUGCUUGAGGUUUGAUAUGUUCCUCUACCAUUCUUUCUGUGUCUCUAUCAUAUGUCAUAAUAUUGCAUUGAAGUUUCUUGUUGGUAGAAUCUUGUCAGUUGUUUAUUUUUUCUUGGUUUUGUUUACACCCAAGGACGGAGCUUGAGCAAAAUGUUUGGAGGGCCAAAAAAUUUUUUUAUAUAACCUGCAAAUAUAAUAUACCUAACAUAACUUCACUAAGUAAUCAUUAUCUACCAAAAUUUAUUAUAAGUUACCAUACAUAUACAUUCUAUGUAAUGGAAUCUCUAACUACUCUAAUUAAUAAGAAACUCUAAAUUUACCC